This is a messenger RNA of Paramecium tetraurelia, 759 nucleotides long. RefSeq lists its product as uncharacterized. The record is from RefSeq and is a predicted model, not a curated record. NCBI's taxonomy places the organism in Eukaryota, Ciliophora, Oligohymenophorea, Peniculida, Parameciidae. The transcript has 4 exons. Gene Ontology annotation, molecular function: zinc ion binding.
AUGAGUGAUGAUAGACAUUAGGCAACUACUCCAAAUACAAAUUUCGUAGUUUUGAAUACUUCUGAUCAAGGAAUUAGCGAAAAUGUUAUAUUGAAAACAUAGAAAUCAAGAUCAAAAAUAUUAAAGACUGUUUAUUCUAGAGAUUUGAUCAGAAAGAAAAUUGUUGGUUGUAGAAUAUAUACAAAUGAGAUAGUUGAAACAAUUCAAUCAGAGCUUAAAAAAAAUUGCAGAAUCUGCAUUUAGGAUGAAGAAUCUUCACAAUUCAUUUCGCCAUGUAAAUGCAAAGGUUCCGCUUAAUUUGUACACGAGGAAUGCUUAAAAAUGUGGAUAUUAGAAUAAUUCGGUGUAAAUAAGAUAUACAAUAAAAAUUUAAUUUGUGAAAUUUGCAAACAUAAAUUAGAUUACAGAGUAAACUUUGUUGAUCGAUUUGAUAUUUGUUAAUUUAAGAAACUAAAAAGGACAACUAAGUGCUGCUGGAUAAUAUAACUAGUGUUUAUAGCACUUUGUAUUUAUGCUUCAAUUUCUAUCAUUUCAAGAUUCGGAAUCAAUUCAUUAUCUACAAUAUCUAUAGUAGUAGUGAUAUGCUUGAUACUCCUUGUGAUAGCAGUCAAUCUCUGUUUCAGUGUUAUACAAGCGCAUAAAGUGGAGAUGAUUGAGAAUUGGCAAUUUCAGAAUUAUAAACCCUCAAAUAGAGCUUUACAUGGCAAACGGCAAAUCCCUAGCAAAUUUUUGAGAAUGAAUCAGAUACAUUGUCUUUGA